Molecule: messenger RNA, 7637 nt
Organism: Stegodyphus dumicola
Lineage: Eukaryota; Metazoa; Arthropoda; Arachnida; Araneae; Eresidae
Product: protein CBFA2T1-like
Biological process (GO): negative regulation of DNA-templated transcription; DNA-templated transcription
Cellular component (GO): nucleus
Molecular function (GO): transcription corepressor activity
Source: RefSeq, a predicted model, not a curated record
CAGGAGGUAUGAAAAUUGCCAGGACAUUCGCAGGUUAUUUUCAAAAUUAUGCUACAUGUACAAAUUUAAGCCUAAACAUCUUAUGAAACACUUUUUACCGCCUCAGUAAAAUAAUAUUGCCUUAAUAAAUCAUAUCGCGACUUACAUAAAUCGCGCCAAAAAAGAAGCUGAAGAAAAUAAUGUGGCAAUAUCUUCUUUAAUAUACAUUAAAGUGCAAAAGCAAGCAACUUCUCCCGAACAUGUGGCUACGAUUCCACCGGCAGUAGAUGUAGUAGCAGCGGCAGCAAACUUGAAUCAGCUGCCCAGCUGCGCUUAUUAUUUCAUGAACUGUCCUCCUCUCCCCUCUUCCAUUCCAUCUACUUCCCCCCUCGUGACAGCCCCCUAACGCGUGCUUUGCAUCCCCUCCCCACAUCACCGAACUCUAGAGAGUUUAGACACCAGAUUCAGUACCGCGUGUUCGCUGGAGAUGGCUAGUCAAUACGCUUUGCGUGCGACACAGGCCAAGCAUUAAGAAUCUGUUCAUUCGGAAGUAACAAUAUACCAUAUGUGAAUCUCAUUUUGGUGAGCAAACUCAUGAGGUAUAUGCUCUGUGGAAUUUCCUGCAACAGUGACUGCGAAGCGAAUUUCUAGUAAAUAAUAAUGGUUAGAACGUGUAAUAAUAACCCAUUUCUUAAUCUGAAACCUCUGCCUUUGUUUACCUGCACAGUGUGCAUUUGUCUUAAAAAAUACACAGUGAACGUGCAUUCUUAAAAACUACAUUGAUUGUGCCAUUGAUGACGACAUUCUCCAAUUAAGCGCCAGGCGGUGUGUCAUCUGAAAACUGAUAGUCGUUUCCUGCUAUUCCUGUCCCAAAAUAACUUUUUGUGAGAUUUGAAAUGAAUUAUAAACUGUUAUGAAAAAUCAUUUGUCGAGGAAUCUGGUAAGACUGAAUAGUCAGUUUUGCCAUUUUUGACUGGAACUUAUUACUUGCGAACCAAAAUGCAACUUUGCCAGGAAAAUGAUUCUACAAGGAAAAGAAUGAGGAAAAAAAUGCAAUUUUUUGUAAAGUAGCUUCAUGCCAUUCUGUAGGAUAUUUGUUAUUUUAAGGACAAACAAACUUAAGGUGCAAUAUGAACACUCUUAUAACGUCUGCUCCGAGGUCUUUUUUCUCCCAUCAGCUGAUGAGUCCAUCUGCUGCAAUUUAUGCAGAUGUGACAUCAGUUGAUGUGGUGAGGAUGCCAGAGUCACCAAGCGCGGUGAAACAGCAACUGGCGGCGCCAUCUAGUGGCAGAAGCUCCGCUCCCAUUUCUUCUCACAAAAUUAGCUCAGGUAUGAACGGGGCUCAUUCGCCCCAUUCAAGCACUCCGUCGGGACGGACUCCUUCACCUCCUGGAGUUGCUACAUCUGUGGUAACGCUACCAGUUGCAGCCCCUCCAGUAAACGGCCCGCCUGACUUGGGAAUAGGAGUCAACGUUCGACCCCUUAGCAAGCUGAAACGAUUCUUGACAACUCUGCAACAGUUCGGAGCAGAUAUAUCGCCGGAAACGGGAGAGCGAAUGCAUGGGCUUAUACUUGGGCUAGUGAGUUCUACUUUACCAAUCGAAGAAUUCCAUCAGAAAGUUCAAGAUCUAACAAAUUAUCCUUUAAGACCAUUUGUCGUCCCAUUCCUGAAGUCCAACCUGCCAUUACUGCAUGCAGAACUUCUCCAUUUCGCUCGAUUGGCCAAGCAGACGCCUCAGCAAUAUAUCAGGCAACAUGAGCAGCUAAUCAUAGAACCAGGCUCCCAUGCCAGUGGAGAGGCCUUCGAAAUUUUCCAAACGGAUGCCAAAGAAAAUCUUAAAAGGAGAACCCCACCGGAAACACGUUCCAGAGAGAAUGGCUACUCAGACAACAGCUCAGAUGGGCCUCCGCCUGCCAAAAGACAGCAGACUCUGCCUAGCCCCACACUCGGGGCACGAAUAAGUCCCGCGGGUGCUCCCAAUCACCUGCCUCCUAGUCUCAACUUCAGAUUUGAAGAAGGUCUGUACAGGGACAGAGAAAGAGAUAGGUACGAGAGGUAUGAUCGAUACGACAGAGAGUUGUGCCGGCCAUAUUACAGUUCUGUCCAUCGUGAUUUUCCAGAUGACAGAGAUAUGGAAGACGAGUGGAAGAAUAUACACACGAUGCUCAAUUGCAUUCUUGGCAUGGUGGAGAAAACUAAACGGGCUCUUGCAAUCUUACAACACAGAAGCUACUCUGACAGGCAGGAUGUCGCCCUCUGGCGAAGUCGACACCUGGACGGGACAGAAUUCGAUAUCAAAAAGAGAGCUGCCGACAUCUUACCUCAUUACAAAGCCAGUGAAGAAGUCAGGCGAAGGCCGGUAUCUGAAGGACUAGUGGCACAAAGGCAACCCCCGCUGCUGCCAUUGCCAGAAGACGCAGUACACGAAGUGAAGCGACAAGCUGUUGCAGAACUGCAAAAAGCAGUUACAGCUGCAGAGAACAAAGCUAGUGAACUUCUGGCUGCAGAAAGGGCAAAGAUGGAACGCAUGCUUUCUGAAGCUCGCAGACAAGCCGCUGAAGAAACAAUGGCUGCAAUAAACCAUCAAGAUGAGUCUACAGAGAGUUGCUGGAAUUGUGGAAGGAAAGCUAACGAAACUUGCUCUGGGUGUAACAUUGCCAGGUACUGCGGUGCUUUCUGUCAGCACAAAGACUGGGAAAAUCAUCACCGAGCCUGCGGAGCGACAUCCUCCAGCAAUCAUGCAUCUCCAUCAUCGACACCCCCCGUGAGCAAACAGAGCCCUAACCCCCCCGCGAGGACGAUUGCCGUCGAUGGCCCAAAAGCUGAAGUCAAAAAUUGACCGAAGUUACGCUCGUCUUCAUUUUUUGCUCGCACCAAAGAAUAGUUCCGUCACCAGGGGGCGCUGGUUGUUCGCUGCUCGUCUUGUUUAGCUGUGCGAAAAGUGCAAAGCAAUUCAAAAGCUGUAAUUCACUAAUUUUAUGGGCUAUGAAAAACUGUUCUUGUAAUUUAAAUUUCACAUUACAAACUGGAAUGCAGUCUGCUGUAAAUUUCGUGCAAAUAAUGAGGUAUUUUGUUAAGAAAUGUUUUAUUCUGUGUCUAAAGUUCCUAUCCUGGUUAAUUUUUAAAGCAAAUACGUUUUCAUGGCUUUAAACAGUUAUUUAGCUACGGUGAAAAAGAUCAAAUUGGAUCAACAUGGCAUUAAUUUGAAAACAUUUAUAGAAAGGAAUUUCAGAAAAAUUCUCUAAAUAUCAACAGACCAAAUACAUCAUUAGGUUUGUAUUUCUGGCAGUUAUCUGGAAUUUUUUAUAUUUUAUUCGUAUCUUGAAUAUGCAAUACACUUUUAAGGUCUAGCUACUUUUUUGAAAUCGUUGAUGUGUAUUUAAUUCUUUGCAAACUUUAUCUCUGUGAGAUUAUUUUUAUCGUUUCAAUGUAAUAUCAUCCUUUACGUUGUACAGAAAUUGGAGUAUACUGCAUAAAUAUUACAGCUUUUGAACAUAUGCCCACCUAUAAACUAAACCAAGCUCACACCAAAGGAAACAGUUGGCAAUGCUGUGUGUUCAAACAUGGGCACAAAGCGGAAAAAGCAAAAUCAAAGAAUAGUAAUAUAAAAUAUCUGAACGUUUGUGUGGAGGGAAAACAAUAAAACUUUAUUGACUCUUCAUGAGCGCUUGUAUAAAGUGGACCUGUGAGAUUAAGAAACAGGAGAGAAUCGGUGUCAAUUUUUGCUGUUGAAAAUAAUUAUGCAAGUGUUGAUGUGUUUUGUGCUACCUUUUUGCUGCUAGUCAAGAAAGAUAAUUACAUAUGAUCAUUUUGAAGCCUCGGUGUUUUGUAAAACUUCAGUGAUGAUGUUAGUAGUAUUACAGAAAUGAUACAAUGGCUAAUUUCCUUGCUCAGUGAUUGUAAUGUUUGAGUUCGUUAUUAUGCAUAUUUUAUCAAAUAUAUAUAUAUAUGCAAUAUAUAAUAUAGAGGCAGAAGACUAUUCAAAAUCCAUUAUUUCUUGGCAUCAGAGAAAUUUAAUUUAUUAGUUAUAGUAAUAUUUAUGAAUUUUUUUUUGUAAUUUGUAAAUUAAAUUUUUAGUUAAAAUGUAAACAAACUUGUUUAUAUUGCAAUAUCCUGUGUCAUAAAAACAAAUGUAUUUCUCUCUAUUCAUAGUAAGUAUCAGUUUAAAAUAAGAACUAAAAUAAUAUGUUUUUCGAAUAGAUAUUUAAAUUAAAUUUUUAAGGUAAAAUUUUCAUAACCUGGAUUUUAAGCUGUAAGAACCUUGGCCUAAGUAAACAAUGUAAUAUCCCAAAACUCCAGAGGGUUUGAAUUUGUUCAUGUUUACAGAUAGUGUGGCAGAUAUGAAUUAGAAGUAGACCCGCAGAAGGUAUUAUCCAUAUACGUAUAGGAUUAAAUACGCUAAUUCAAUAAGUAAAUUGCUUUAGUUUUGAAAAUGCAUUACAAAAUUAGUAUCAGAUAAUUUUAUUGUUCUUUGAAAAUUUCAAGAAAACUGCAGUCCUUAUUUGAUUAAUAAUCUCAGUCACCUUCUGGACUAGAAAAUAAUUUAAGUAACUUGAUGCUUAUAUAAUUUGUAAUAUAUUUUCUUAUGUAAUAGUCCAAUCAGCAAUAUUAUUCUGUUGAUAUUGCAUUGGAGUUUGUUUGCAUUUUAACUAUAAUUUUAAAUUAAUUAUGGAAUAACAUUUUUGAAAUUCCAAUAUGUAAAAAUCUGAAGUUUGCUUUCAAAAUAUGUGCUAAAAUAUUAUACAGCUUUUUCAUUUGAAUUUGUUCUAGAAAUAUUACUUACUCAUUUAUGAAUGAUUAUCGUAUUUCUUGUUUCAUAUACUAAUUUGAAAAAAAAAAAAAAAAAAAAAAAAAAAAAAAAACAGUAAAAUAAAUCUAAAAGCACAGAACAAACACUGAACAAUCAACAGUAUAACAUUGUUAACUCAAUGUAACUGUUGUGAUUAAACAUUAAUGUAAAACCCCAUGAGGUAUAAAAAGCUUCUUUGAUUUGACUACAAUAAGUAAAUAUUAAAGAAAAUAUUUACACAUACAUGUACGUUUUACAUUGUACUUACGUGGAAUAUGUAGAAUGUGAACCGACUAUCAUCUUUUCAUUUCUAUAUUAAAGGAAACUGCAAAUUUAGCAACGUAUGAAAAUAAGAUCAGAAUUUAUAAUUAAAGCACAUACAGUUUUAUUGAUUUUUGGCAGCUAGUAAUGGAAAAGCUGUAUAUAUUUAGAAAAUAUUAUUUUAGGGAGAACAUAUAUGUCAUAAGAAAAAAUGUUUCAAUCAGAAGCAUUGCAAAUGUAAAUUGUAAGUCAAAAAUUGCACUUUUGUUUUGUAUUGUUUUGUAAUUGAUAUCUGAAAAUUAAUUUAUUAAUAUAUAUUGUAACCGGUGCUGCACUAAAUAUGAACAUAAAAUUAGUUGCAAAGCAGUAUUAAGUAAUAAAGUAAUUUAUAAUUGGAUGGGUUCACUAGUCAUAUGGACGCAAAACUGCCAAGAACUAUAUUAUACUUUAAUAUUGUACAGGUAUGUAAAUUUGCAAUUUUUACUCUGAUGCAAUCAAAAUGGGCUAACAUAAAGGUACAUUUCACAUUCUUUUAUAACACGUCGUUUUAUCCGAAAUUUGCCGACAUGUGAAGUUACGUUAUUCUGAGUUUUAUGAAAGCAUAUUUCUACUGGCUCAGUAAAAAUUUGAAAGUUGCAGAGAUCUAGAUCUUAAGUUCUAUGUAAUUUAAUUCAGUUUCGUACUUCUUUAUAUCUCAUUGAUAAGUUUCUAUAUAUUUUGAAAUAAUCCUAUAAAAUUCUUAACUAAAAAAAUUGAAAUGAAUUAUUUUCAGUAUAUCACACAUUUUUACGAUAAAUGAGUCAAAUACCUGUUGCAUCGAAUACAUCUACAUCUUUCUAUAUAUAUAUUAUAAACAAUUUUAAAUGAAAGAUUAAUAUGAACACAGAGUAUCUAUGAAAAUUUCAGUUUCAUUUUGUCGAAGUAAUUUAAAACUUGUUCUUGAGAAAAAUCGUUACAGUGUUAAAACCUCGGUAAUUUAACUAAAGAUCUGAAAAGAGAUAAUUUCCGCUUAUGCAUUUUUUUAAGAAUGAAUGCAACAUGAAGACCAUGUUAAAAAUAAAAUUGUAAUUUAUCAAAUAAUUAAAAACGAGAAACUUAAUAAACACUAUUGUAACAACAAAAAUCAAUGAUAGGCCAUUCCAUGGAUUAUGAUUGGUUACUUCAAUAAACAUUUAAUGAUUUAAUAUCAUGAAAUAAUGAAUGCAUACUACCAAUAUACUUAAACAGAAGAUUCUUCAAAUUCUAUAAAUAUGUUAUUUUAUUCAAGAAAAAUAAUUCCAGCUUAAAUUUAUGUUAAUGUAUUUACUAAUGCAAUAAUUUGUAGUCUCUAUGACUACAUUCAUUGAAUAAGUUAAUAUUACCUUAGGUCAGAAUAGUUAAUAUCGUUUUAGGUAAGUUUAAUUGCGUUGCAUAAAUUACGUCAAUAUUUUAGAUAAAUAAUAUACAAAACUGAGCUUUCGUCUUUCAUGUAAGAUAUUCUAUGAAAGUAAGCUAUAAUGUUUUUGUAAGAUCUUAAGAAAACACAAGUUUCGAAAUUAUUUUGAAAAAUGAAUGAAUGUUAUUAAAAAAGAAUUUUCAGAUUUCAUUCUUGUAAAAGUUGAUUCAUUAAGUUGUUUUAAAUAUUUUAGGUCAAGUGUUUUUUCCUUUCUCUUUAUCAUUAUUUAUUAUACAUUUAAAGUUACUUAUUACGUUCACCUAGUCACUAUUUUUAUGAGUAUUUAUGAAUUUCUUAUGUUAUGGAAUGGAAAUGUGAAAUGUACCUUUUUUUAUCUUUCACUGCAAUUAUUCACAUGUAAUAUAAAUUUAGCACAUCUGUCCAGUAACUUCACAAAGAAACCUCACUUACGUGUAAUAUAAUUAUCAUUCAGUUUUAAUGUUUAUUCAUUUUCACAUUUGUUGAAAUUUUCAGAGCAAAUAUUUUACAAAUAAAAGAGUUUUUGCAAAGCUACGAGAAGAAAACAUUCCCCUAUAAAUUAGCUACAUUAAACAGCUUAUUAUUUUAUAAACAAUUAAUAGAUUAGUUUAAUAUUUUUAUUUAAAGCUAAAAAUAAUCCCAAUUCUAAAUAUUGAUUCGAAAAAAUGUAAACUGUGUUAACAUUUCAAUAUUCGAUGAUUGAUUUCUUUGAAAUAAAAGUGUCUAUAGAAAUAUAAUUGAAAUGAAUGUACUAGGAAGUGGUAAAAUAUACUGGAAUAAUUAUUCGCUUGAAAGAAAAUUGUUCGAAAUUAAUGAUAAUCUUGUACUUUAUUGGAAUAAGAAAUCUGAACUAUUACAAUUCUUUUAAAAUUCUCCCUACAUUAGUGCAUACUUAAACUGAUAUUAAAUUAAAUUUUCUGCAUUGAAAAAUUUAUUGCUAAAACAGAGCAAAAAUGAAUCUCAUAUAAAUGUUACAUUUUAAAUAAAUAGUUACAUUUUUCAAAGAAUGGUCUUCAUAGGUGUUUCACAAGUCUGUAACCAUUUGUUAAAUAAAUAUCACAUUCUCUGUUACCUUUUGUAUUCACGUCUGUGCAACGAACAAUCUGGAAUUUUUUUUUUCUUUACCUUCCUCAUUUGUAAAAAAAAAUAUGUUUUGUUCAGUAUUUAUUAAAAUAAAGUUUUACAUUGCCGAA